Mustela lutreola (European mink) is the source of this 3037-nucleotide messenger RNA. It is a transcript of the gene PHF21B, whose product is annotated as PHD finger protein 21B. The record is from RefSeq and is a predicted model, not a curated record. NCBI's taxonomy places the organism in Eukaryota, Metazoa, Chordata, Mammalia, Carnivora, Mustelidae. The transcript is spliced from 12 exons. Bases 884 to 2569 code for a protein of 561 amino acids.
AGCCUGCGCCCCCAAACUCCGCCCGCGGUGGGGAGGAGGGGUCGCCCGGCACUUUGGCAGCACCCUAAAAAGUGCCGGCCUCGGCGCCGCACGCUCAGACUCCCAAAGGAGUCUGUCUGCAGCCCUCAAAGUUACCCGCCCCCUCUUUUCUGGAAAGAAAGAGCCGGGCUCUUGGAGGCCGAGGGGGGGGGGGAGAGCAAGGCUCCGGCAGUGGCCGAAAGAGAGAAGCUGCACUCAAAAGGCGGCGAGCAGCCCGGCGUCCAUUUUGAGUUGGUGGACAUGUUUUUGGAAUGUAGCAGUUUCUCCCGGCUGGGUGUCCCCCACUUCACGCCGCUGUGAGGGUAGGGGUGGCGGGGGUCGCUAUUUCAGGCCUGGAUACCAAACUCCUUGGAAGCGAUUUCUGGAUUCCAUUGCAAACCUGAUUUAAAGCGUCGUUCCUCCGGGCUCCCCCCUCCCCUCCACUUCUCCAGCAUCACUUUUUAUUCUCGGAACCUGACGCCAGCUCGCGGGGAACAAAAGAAAGGCGCCCCCAGGACCCCCCAGUUCUGCCCCAACUUUGGCCUCUGGCCUCCAGGCGUAGAUUGGGACACCCGAGGAGCUCCUCGCGGCGUGGGGCACGGCCGCCGACCCCCCUCCCGGCCCCUCCGGGGAGGAAAAGUUGUCCAUUGUGACUUAGUUGCGCUGAGCUCAGCGCUCGGGGUUUCAGCACCACGAACAGAUGCCGCCGCCAGAGCGCGGCCGGCCGCGCGCCCCCGCCCCCUCCCUCCCCGCCGCUCGCGCCCCUCCCCCUCCGCUCCUCCCCCUCCUCACCCGGCUCCCCGCACACGCGCUCCCGCCCCUUCCCCGCGCCGCCCGGAGCCGAGAACUUUGAGCGGCGCAGCCAAUGGCGCUCCCGGGGCUCCGAGGCUGGCGGGGGCGGGGGCGCCGGCGCCCCUCCCCGCGGCCCCUCCCCUCCGCGGGCCCGCCCCCGCCCCGCCGCACCCCCUGGCCAUCGAUCGCGCUUCCUUCGGAAUGCCGGCCGCAGCCGUCAGCGCCAAACUUGGACAGCGUCGCCCCCGCCCCCUCCGCGGCCGCUGAUGUGGCCCCCUCCGUCCUCUCCCAACUCCCGGCCGCCGAUCCGAUGGCCCCUCCCCGGAGGGGUUUUCGGUGGAGGGAGAGACGUGCACGAGACCGGCGGGGGUGGCGGCGACCGCGGAGCCGGAGAACUCGGAAGCCGGGUGCUUUGGGAGCCAUCACUGCAGUGCCUGUCACAGGUCCUCAGGUCAGCUCCUUGCAGAGGCUGGCCGGGCAAGGAGCGGCGGUGCUACCUCAGGUUAGGCCAAAGACUCUGAUUCCAGACAGCCUCCCCGUCACCCCAGGCCGGGACCGGCCGCCCAAGCAGCCCCCGACAUUCCAGAAGGCCACCGUGGUCAGUAUCAAGAACCCCAGCCCAGCCCUCCCCACCGCCAACAACACCGUGAGCCAUGUGCCAGCGCCCGGCAGCCAGCCCCAGGCCCUCGCUGAGCCCGCCGCCGUCGCCUCUCCCCUGAGCAGUGCCGGGGUGGCUUACGCCAUCAUCUCCACCGCCCCCAGCAAUGCCGCCGCCAUCGCCCCCAGCACCGCGGUGUCUGUGGUCAGCGACAGCGUCAAGGUCCAGCCCCUCCUCAUCAGCGCCGACAAGAAGGUCAUCAUCAUCCAGCCUCAGGUGCAGACGCAGCCCGAGAGCACGGCGGAGCCGCGGCCGCCCACGGAGGAGCCAUCUCAGGGAGCUCAGGCGACCAAAAAGAAGGAGGAGGACCGGCCCCCGAGCCAGGAGAACCCCGAGAAAAUCGCCUUCAUGGUAGCUCUGGGCCUGGUCACAACGGAGCACUUGGAAGAAAUCCAGAGCAAACGCCAAGAGCGGAAGAGAAGAAGCACAGCGAAUCCCGCCUACAGUGGCUUCCUGGAGACAGAGAGGAAACGGCUGGCGUCCAACUAUCUCAACACCCCCCUGUUCCUCACAGCAAGAGCCAAUGAGGACCCCUGCUGGAAGAGCGAGAUUGCUCAUGACGAGCUCUGUGCUGCCUGCAAGCGAGGGGCCGACCUGCAGCCUUGUGGCACCUGCCCGGGGGCCUACCACCUCAGCUGCCUGGACCCGCCCCUCAAGACCGCGCCCAAGGGCGUGUGGCGGUGCCCCAAGUGCCAGCAGAAGGCCUUAAAGAAAGACGACAGUGUGCCCUGGACCGGGAUGCUGGCCAUUGUGCACUCCUACGUCACCCACAAGACGGUCAAGGAAGAAGAGAAGCAGAAGCUGCUGCAGAGAGGCAGCGAGCUACAGAGCGAGCACCAGCAGCUGGAGGAGCGGGACCGGCGCCUGGCCUCGGCCGUGAAGAAAUGCCUAGAGCUUAAGACGAGCCUGCUGGCCCAGCAGAGGGGCACCCAGUUGUCCUUGGACCGCCUGCGGGCCCUCCUGAGACGGAUACAGGGCGGGCAGAGGCUGCAGGUCACCAUGGCAACCACCAGCCCCGCCCCGCUGCUGACCGGGGCCUGGACCAAGCCCCCAGCCGCAGCCAUGCACUCUGCCCUCCAGCACCCCCAGGGGCAUAACUGACCCCGCGGGACCGGCUUCACACCCACGGAAGGUUCCUGGGACCCCGCUCAGCAGACCUGAGGUUUCUGUCCGCCUUAAUUCAUAAGCACUAUGAAUUUCAGAUGAAAAUAAAACCCAACCAAGAGAGAGAGAGAAAAGGAGGGAGAAGGAACCGGGUGGAAGUCCUAGAGCCGGGACCGGUGGGGACGGAGUCCUCCUGUCCGCGUUCCGACGGGACGCCAAGGAAGCCAGGUGGGCACGGGACGGCUGGGGACGCAGUCAGCGCCCGGCUCUUUGGGGGCUGCCCAGGCCUCCGGUUUCCAGGCACCGCUGUCUCCUCGGCUUCGGGCUGCCCCCCCGGAGAGAGAAGGGCAGAGGUGGGGAGGGGAGCCAGGAACCCGAAGACCUAGCUAAGUAGUAGCAGUAGUUGGGACGAGCAGUGGGUAGCGAAUCUAGGUAGCACUCCGCGCCCCUCCCCGGCUCGAGGCC